UGGUUUAAUGGAGGGGAGCAGUGGAAACAUGCGGAGGAGCGAGCAGGGAGAAAAAAUGAAGAAAGUCCGAGAGAAAACAGCGAAGAAGAGGAUUAAAGAGGAGGAGGAAGAGGAGCAGGACCAGAUCUUCGACUUCAACAACAAACCUGCUGAGGAAGAGGAGGAGGAGGAGGACGAUCUGUCGGACAGCGAGGACAGUGUCUACUCAGGACUGGAGGAUUCUGGGAGUGACAGUGAGGAUGAUGAAGAUGAAGACUUAUCAGAUAACAGUGAUGAUGAUUAUGUGAAGGUGGAGUCAGAGCAGACUGAGCAGACAGAGGAAAAAAAGAAGACGGAGGAGGCCGUGACAGAAGGAGGAGAAAAAAAUGAAGAUGAGUACGAACGCGACUCUUCAGAUGAAGAGGACAUCAGGAACACUGUGGGGAACAUUCCCAUGGAGUGGUACAGAGACUUCCCUCACAUUGGCUACAAUCUGGACGGAAAGAAGAUCUACAAACCAAUCAGGAACAAGGAUGAACUCGACGACUUCCUGGACAAAAUGGAGAACCCGGACUACUGGCGAACGGUCCACGACAAGCAGACAGGAAGUGACAUCGUCCUGUCCGACGAACAGGUUGAGCUGGUCAAUCGUCUGCAGAGAGGACAGUUUGGGGACGUCAACUUCAACGAGUACCAGCCCUCAGUGGAGUUUUUCAGUAACGACGUGAUGCUUCACCCGGUCACGAACAGACCUGCAGACAAACGCAGUUUCAUCCCGUCACUCAUCGAGAAGGAAAAGGUGUCUAAACUGGUUCAUGCAAUAAAGAUGGGUUGGAUCAAACCUCGGAGGGUGGAGGACGACAGUAGGGGACAUUACUAUGACCUCUGGGCCAAUGAGGACUCCUCUAUUCUGGCCAAACACAGAAUGCACCUGCCUGCCCCCAAAAUCCCUCUACCUGGUCACCAGGAGUCCUACAAUCCCCCACCUGAGUACCUGUUCACAGAUGAGGAGCGAGCUCUGUGGGAGCAGCAGGAUCCCUCGGAUGGGAAGCUGCCAUUUGUUCCCAUGAAGUUCUCGAGUCUGCGUCAGGUUCCUGCGUUUCCUCGUUUCAUCCACGAGAGGUUUGAGCGCUGUCUCGACCUUUACCUGUGUCCCCGGCAGAGGAAGAUGAGGGUGAACGUGAAUCCAGAGGAUCUGAUCCCCAAACUUCCCAAACCCAGAGACCUGCAGCCGUUUCCUUCCACACAGGCUCUGGUGUACCGGGGUCACAGUGGUCUGGUCCGGUCUAUCAGCGUGUCUCCAUCAGGACAGUGGCUCGCUUCAGGUAGUGAUGACGGCUCCGUGCGGUUCUGGGAGGUGUGUUCGUCACGCUGUAUGAAGACAGUUCAGGUGGGCGGAGCUGUGAAAAAUGUUGCCUGGAACCCAAACCCGUCGAUCUGUCUGCUGGCUGUUGCCCUGGACUCGCUGGUGUUGAUCCUGUCUCCCUCUCUGGCAGACAGACAGAUCGUUUCAUCGUCAGAGCGACUCCUCUCGGGUCAGCAGGAGGCAGAGUCGAGUGAGGGGGCGGGAUCUGUCGUCUGGAGCGAGGCCGAGGAGGAGGAGCUAAACCAGGGGAUCCGCCUCAAAAUACAACAUCCCAAAACAGUUCACCAGGUGGCGUGGCACGCCAAAGGAGACUACCUGGCAUCGGUGAUGCCAGACCACUCAAGCCACCUGCAGGUUUUCAUCCACCAGCUGAGCCGGAGGCGGAGCCAGAACCCCUUCAGGAGGAACAAAGGUCUGGUUCAGUCCGUAUCCUUCCACCCCAUCCGGCCCUACUUCUUUGUGGCCACCCAGCGCUCUGUCCGCAUCUACAACCUGGUCAAACAGGAAAUGACCAAAAAGCUUCAGGCCAACUCCAAGUGGAUCUCCAGCAUGGCCGUUCAUCCUGCAGGUGAUCAUGUGAUCUGUGGGAGUUAUGACUGCAGGCUGAGCUGGUUUGACCUCGACCUUUCAACCAAACCAUACAAGAUGUUACGACACCAUAAGAAGGCGGUGAGGGGCGUGGCCUAUCACAGAGUUUACCCAUUGUUUGCGUCAGCGUCCGACGAUGGAUCAGUGAUCGUCUGUCACGGGACUGUUUACAAUGACCUGCUGCAGAACCCGUUGAUUGUUCCCGUGAAGGUCCUCAGAGGUCACGUGAUCACUCAUGACCUUGGUGUUCUGGAUGUGACUUUUCACCCCACGCAGCCCUGGAUCUUCUCCUCAGGAGCCGACACCACCAUCCGCCUCUUCACUUAGCAACCGCCCCGGCAACCAACCAGCUAAUGAGCCAGUGACGAGGUUGCUAGGAUACAGGCUGUUGUAGAAAUUAUGCUGUUUGACCUUUUUCAUCUUUAACCUGAAAACUGUUUUUUUGUCUUUGUUUUUAAUUAAACUCAAAUGUUCUGA
Messenger RNA from Toxotes jaculatrix (banded archerfish), 2410 nucleotides. RefSeq names its product BOP1 ribosomal biogenesis factor (gene bop1). Gene Ontology annotation, biological process: maturation of LSU-rRNA from tricistronic rRNA transcript (SSU-rRNA, 5.8S rRNA, LSU-rRNA); ribosome biogenesis. Gene Ontology annotation, cellular component: PeBoW complex; preribosome, large subunit precursor. The coding region runs from base 8 to 2260 and encodes 750 amino acids. Gene Ontology annotation, molecular function: protein binding; ribonucleoprotein complex binding. Lineage: Eukaryota; Metazoa; Chordata; Actinopteri; Toxotidae. The record is from RefSeq and is a predicted model, not a curated record. The transcript is spliced from 16 exons.